AUGGGGAGGCUCUCAGCUUGUCUGGUUCAUGCUUUUACCUUUAUCGUUCGAAUCACUGUGGUGCUAGCUGAGUACGAACCAUAUACACCCAACUACAUAGAAACUCCCUACAAGAAACCAGUUGUGGAGGUUACUGCCGACCUAUAUCUUCCUAAAGUUUACCCAUCACCACCACCACCUGUUUACGUCGCUCCAGCUGUUUAUCCAUCUCCAUCACCACCUCCUCCUCCAUCUCACGUCGCUCCCGUAGUUUACCCAUCUCCAUCACCACCACCACCAGCUUACGUCGCUCUCAUAGUUUACCCAUCGCCAUCACCACCACCACCACCAGCUUACGUCGCUCCCGUAGUGUACCCAUCUCCAUCACCACCACCACCUGCUUACGUCGCUCCUUAG
This is a messenger RNA of Papaver somniferum (opium poppy), 396 nucleotides long. Its product is annotated as extensin-1-like. Bases 1 to 396 code for a protein of 131 amino acids. The record is from RefSeq and is a predicted model, not a curated record. Lineage: Eukaryota; Viridiplantae; Streptophyta; Magnoliopsida; Ranunculales; Papaveraceae. The transcript has a single exon.